Molecule: messenger RNA, 534 nt
Organism: Drosophila willistoni
Lineage: Eukaryota; Metazoa; Arthropoda; Insecta; Diptera; Drosophilidae
Exons: 1
Coding region: 1-534 (177 amino acids)
Source: RefSeq, a predicted model, not a curated record
AUGGCUUCUUAUUGUGCACUCGCCUUGGCUGGUUUACUGCAUUUCGUAAUUGGUGUAACCAUCUUCAUAACGCCCGGAACCAAGAGCUGUUCACCGGCUCCAGUGUUGGCCAGUUGGAUAUCCAUUGGAGGCAUACUAAUGAUUAUUGGCAAUCUUAAUUUGAACUAUCCUUGGUACACACGUUUACCGCAUGGCCUGCAAGUUAUAGUCGAGGUUGGCAUUUUGUUGGGCCUGCUCGAGUUCUAUUCUCUGGUGAUAUGGUGUAAGCUGGAGCGUUUGUUAUACCUAAUUCUAAGGCACAUUCUGCUGACCCUGGGCAUGUCAGAGAGUGCCUAUUUGACCUACGAAUAUGGAAUGCUAGCCGUGGCCACAACUCUCAUGGCCUUGGCCCUGUGCUUUGUGGUUAAAUUGGCCACUUCAACAAGUUUUUUCGUUGAGAGCGAAAGGGAUCCCAUGAUUUAUUUGAAUAUGGAAUUGUAUGAGGAGGUUGUUAGUCGCAAAAAGCAACGAAUGAGAAGAGUUCUUCUACACUGA